This is a messenger RNA of Dermacentor andersoni, 1422 nucleotides long. RefSeq lists its product as uncharacterized. Gene Ontology annotation, molecular function: zinc ion binding; ubiquitin-protein transferase activity. Lineage: Eukaryota; Metazoa; Arthropoda; Arachnida; Ixodida; Ixodidae. The record is from RefSeq and is a predicted model, not a curated record. Gene Ontology annotation, biological process: protein ubiquitination.
AUGCCUAACGACCGGUACGAGGCUCUUACCGAAGACACGCCGGCGCAAUCACGAGCUGCCGCCGCUCCAAGUGGGACGGGUGCCCACUGUCCGCGACUGCGCGAACUUGCCGUCCGGAUACCGCGCAGCCGUGCGUGUCGAAGGAGCUUCCACGAUGGCGACAGCGAGGCUCCGAUACUCGACGAAGAGCAGAAGUGCCACUUUUCCUGGUCGUCGUCAUCUCCUUCGCCCUCUCCAGAGCCCCGCGGUGCCAGCCGGGAACUGUCCUCUGACAUCGAGCCUUCGCCAUCUUGCACGCCCACGGGUUACCUUGUCUUUCUUGAUUCGAGCCCCGAAUGCGAAGGAAAGAGGGAGAAGACAGUUAUCGUGCCACCUACGGACGUUCUUCUGCCAUGUUCUACAAGGUCGAAUGUAACUAGCGACUUCGAAAGCGACCCGAAGUGGACUGGCAGUCCCCCACAGACACCUGCCGGCUGUCUCAACGUAACGGCGAGUAGCGGACCCAUAUGCCGCAUUUGCCACGAGGGAGACCAAAUUGACUCGCUGGCGUCGCUGUGCAGGUGCUCCGGCACCAUGGGCCUCGUGCACCUCAACUGCCUAGAGCAGUGGCUGAACGCCCGAAACACAGACGAAUGCGAAAUUUGCCACCACCGCUUUCCUACCGCGGCCCAAGCCACUUGCGUGCGCCAGUUCUUCCACUGGGCGCUGCACGGCGAUUCGCAGCGGGCGGUGCUGGGAGACUUAUUUUGCUUCGCUCUCCUGACGCCGGUGGCCGCCCUGAGCUGUUUCUUGUGCACCCACAACGCCUCAAAUCAAGCGCGCGAAGGCCACAUCAUUGAAGCCGCCAGCCUGGUCACUCUGGCCGGCCUCUUGGUCACGGCCUACGUGGCCUGGUCGUUCCUUACGGUUCGAUUUCACUACCGAGCUUUCGCGGCAUGGCAGGCAAGGAAUCCGAUGCGCAGGAUCCUGGCUCCCCCUUUAGCCAGGGGAGCAGCCGCAGCCGGGGAAGACAGGACUACGGGCGGUCAAUCGGCGGUCGUGCGAGAGCUGGUGGACGUUGUCGCUGGAAACGUCAACGAGACUGGACGCACGUCCACGGCACCGGGUCAAGGCGGUGGCCCGCGAGGGGCUUUGGAAUCUUCGCCUCACGUUUUGCCGGAAGACCUCCCUCCUGCGCUGCAGCAGCCAGCCUACGCGCUCGGCCCAUCUGCGGGCUUCGUGUUUUGGUAGAUCUUUGUUGUAGUUUCGGUAAACUCUUUUAUUCGUGUUCUGGUCUAAGCAAUGUGAAGCGUCACAUAUUCUUUGUAAUUUAAACAUUUCUGUCUCAAUGUGAGCGCUGUGCUACUUCGCCUGUUUUAACUUUUUACUCUAGAUUUCGCAAAUAAAGACGGUUUGCUCGUAUUUUAAAACAGCUAGUCUUGA